AUGAGACAACGUUUAAUGUAUAAGGUUAAUGGACUUAAACGAAAUCCAAUUGCAAUUUCUAUUUCAGACAAUGUCGGAGAAAUUGUUGUGACAUGGUCAACACGUGAUGAUACUCAAAGCUCUUUAGUUAAAUUGAAAAAAUGGGACUCAGAAUCAGAUGAAUUUACUGAACAUGUUGGAGAAUCGAAACUUUUCAUAGAUGGAGGACACAAACAAAGAUCUCAAUACAUUCAUAAGGUUAAACUAUCAGGAUUAGAGUCACUAACCAAAUAUGCCUACACCUGUGGAUCAACGUUAGGUUGGAGUGCUAUUUUCUGGUUUACUCCACCUUCAAAAAAAGCCGAUUGGUCACCUAGAUUGGCUAUUUUCGGUGACUUGGGUAACGAAAAUGCUCAAUCAUUGAGUCGUUUACAAGCCGACACCCAAGAAGGAAUGUAUGAUGCAGUGAUUCAUGUUGGAGACUUUGCCUACGACAUGGACUCUCAAAAUGCCAACGUUGGUGAUGAAUUUAUGCGUCAAAUAGAAUCCGUUGCUGCAUACCUGCCUUAUAUGGUCUGCCCAGGGAAUCAUGAAGAAAAAUACAAUUUUUCCAACUACAAAACACGCUUCAAUAUGCCAGGUGACUCAGAUAGCAUGUGGUACAGUUUCAAUCUUGGCCCAGUUCACUUUAUUUCCUACUCAACCGAAGUAUAUUACUUCUUGAAUUAUGGCAUUAAAAGUUUAGUAAAGCAGUUCGAAUGGUUGGAAAAUGAUUUGAAAGAAGCAACUAAACCAGAGAAUCGAGCUGUAAGGCCAUGGAUCAUAACAUACGGACACCGUCCCAUGUAUUGUAGUGACAACAAAGAAUAUGAUUGUAAUGAAAAUCUAGAAACCUAUAUUCGAAAAGGACUUCCUUGGUUGCAAUGGUUUGGGUUGGAGGAUCUUUUUUACAACUAUGGCGUAGACGUUGAAAUCAUGGCUCAUGAACAUUUUUAUACUCGUCUUUGGCCAAUUUAUGAUUUCAAAGUAUACAAUGGCACAAAAGAGGCACCGUAUACAAAUCCAAAAGCACCAGUACAAAUCAUAACUGGUUCGGCUGGUUGUAGAGAGAAGCGUGAACCAUUCUCUCAUGAUCUACCAGAAUGGAAUGCUUUUCACAGUAAUGAUUAUGGUUAUACAAGAAUGAAGGCAUACAACGGCACCCAUUUAUAUUUUGAACAAGUGUCUGAUGAUAAAAAUGGUGAAAUAAUUGAUUCGAUUUGGAUAAUCAAAGAGAAACAUGACAAAUAUACCAAAAAUUAA
Molecule: messenger RNA, 1281 nt
Organism: Episyrphus balteatus (marmalade hoverfly)
Lineage: Eukaryota; Metazoa; Arthropoda; Insecta; Diptera; Syrphidae
Product: acid phosphatase type 7-like
Exons: 4
Coding region: 1-1281 (426 amino acids)
Molecular function (GO): acid phosphatase activity; metal ion binding
Source: RefSeq, a predicted model, not a curated record